Molecule: messenger RNA, 807 nt
Organism: Daphnia pulex (common water flea)
Lineage: Eukaryota; Metazoa; Arthropoda; Branchiopoda; Diplostraca; Daphniidae
Exons: 1
Coding region: 1-807 (268 amino acids)
Biological process (GO): resolution of meiotic recombination intermediates
Molecular function (GO): single-stranded DNA binding; single-stranded DNA 3'-5' DNA exonuclease activity
Source: RefSeq, a predicted model, not a curated record
AUGGUGGACCUAUCACGAUUGCAAGCCUUGAGGGAUGGUGGAAGGGUUGUCGCAGCCCGAUUGAUUCAAAGACUCGAAGCUAUAUUUGCAGAUGGAGACAUGGGACAAACUCGAAAGAUUCACGAACUUGAGAGCAAGUUGGUUGCCCUAAAAGCCCGUUAUGAUAUGCUGGAAGAUAUGGAUCAACAGAUUCAGAAUGCCUUUAGCGAAGAAGAUGUGCAACAAGAAAAGGAAGCAACAGAUGCAGAAAAUGCCACAAUUCAAGACGUUGGAUAUCUUUGUCGUUAUAGAAUCAAUACAUUGCGCCGCGCAAAUCCAGAAAUUGAUCAUCACCCUCCAGCACUAAGUGUUCCUUCUAAAGCGACGAGCCGCCCAAAAAUCGCCUUGUCGUGCUUUAAUGGCGAUAUUCUUCAGUGGCAGCAGUUCUGGCAAGCGUUUGUUGCGGAGAUUGAAAGCGACGAUUCACUAGCAGGCAUCAACAAGUUUACCUUUCUGUUGGGCCAACUAGACCCAAACGUUUUAUCUUCAGUAGCAGGUUUGACUCCAUACAAAGAAAAUUAUGCAGUCCUAGUGGACCUUCUUAAAGAGCGAUAUAGAAGAAAAUCAAAGGUGGUCGCAGCUUAUAUGAGAGCCUUAUAUAACCUGCAGAAACCGGAAGCUAAUCUAAAAGGACUUCGUAGCUUCUACGACCAGAUCGAGUCGUAUGUCCGUUGCCUAGAGUCUCUGGAAAAACCCCCGGAUACCUACGGCGACCUGUUGGUGUGCAUUCUUCUAGAUAAGCUCCAGCCGAUGUACGGAAGAACGUAG